Messenger RNA from Exaiptasia diaphana, 5032 nucleotides. Its product is annotated as low-density lipoprotein receptor-related protein 4. NCBI's taxonomy places the organism in Eukaryota, Metazoa, Cnidaria, Anthozoa, Actiniaria, Aiptasiidae. The record is from RefSeq and is a predicted model, not a curated record. Gene Ontology annotation, molecular function: protein binding. The coding region runs from base 32 to 1954 and encodes 640 amino acids. The transcript has 14 exons.
GAGUUCUUGAAUCUCGGAAAGGAGAGAAAAGAUGCCGAGAUUACGGGAAGAAACGUGGAUAUUUUGGGUGCUCUUCGCAACCAGUUUGAUCGCUGAAACAAAAGCAGCGAACUUCAGUUGCAAGCAAARUGAAUUCGAGUGUUUUAAAAACAAGACCUGUAUUCCCAUCACCUGGAGAUGUGAUAGUGAAAAUGACUGCCCAGAUGGUUCAGACGAGAAAAACUGUCCUCCCAUAACCUGCAAUGCUGGAACGCAAUUCAAAUGCAACAAUGGUCAUUGCAUCCCMAGRAGAUGGGUAUGCGACUUCGAUGACGAUUGCAAAGAUGGWAGUGAUGAAUUGAAAUGUGCUCAGACAACUUGUAGCUCUUCUGAAUUCACAUGUGGAAAUGGACGGUGUGUCCCUAAAAGAUGGCUCUGUGAYCGMGAAGAUGAUUGUGGAGAUAGCACUGAUGAGAGAAAUUGUGGAAACCGGACUUGUCCUAACAAUGAAUUCACUUGUGAUAAUGGGAAAUGUAUCUCAAGAAGCUGGCUGUGUGACCAGGACAAUGACUGUGGUGAUGGAUCAGAUGAAAAGCAUUGUCCACCUCACACUUGUAGACCCAAUGAAUUCACAUGUGCAAACAAGCAUUGUAUUGCACGACAGUGGAGAUGUGAUGGUGACAAUGAUUGCACUGACAACUCUGAUGAAAUUGGCUGUCCAAAUAUUUCUCCAUAUUGCAAAUCUAAUGAGUUUCAGUGUGAUACUGGGACUUGUAUACAUAAAAGUUGGGUYUGUGAUGCAGAAGCUGACUGCAAAGAUAAAUCAGAUGAACGGGGAUGCCCUGCUGUAGAUACGUGCCAUAUCAGUAAAUUYACCUGCGACAACAAAAGAUGUAUUGCAUUGCAUCUAAAAUGUGAUGGACAAGAUGACUGCUUGGAYAAUUCAGACGAGAGAGGCUGUCGUAAGUAUUUUUAUUAUCAAUGUACAUGUACAUGUCAAAAACAAACAAAGCUUGAAAAUAUAGAACGAUGUGGCAUGAAUGGUGAUCCCAGUACCAGGACAGCCAUUAUCACAACAAACCUACAGUGGCCAAAUGGUCUUACAAUUGACUAUACUACAGACAAGAUCAUAUGGGCUGAUGCAAAAAUCAACACCAUUGAAUCUGCUGAUCUUGAUGGAUCGAACAGAAGAGUUAUCAUCAGUCAUAAUAUCUACCAUCCWUUUGGCAUUGCCGUUUUCCAGGAAUAUAUUUACUGGACAGAUUGGGAAAAAGACAGUAUCUACAUGGCAAAUAAAUUCACUGGUGGAAGUAGAAUAGUACUGCGUGGUGGACUGUACGCACCUAUGGGUAUUUGUGUWAACCACCARCAAAAACAGCCACAAAGAGGAAUGAACCCUUGUGGYRGCAAUAAUGGUGGCUGUAGUCAUAUAUGUCUUCUUGCACCAAGACCCAAGACYCAUACUUGCCACUGUCCUGAAGGCACUGUACUAUUGGAAGAUGGGAAAACCUGUAACACAUCAGAAGCCUUCAAUUGCACUAGUGAUUAUUGUCAAAACAACGGCACAUGUCAAGAUGGACAAGGAAGUAAACCACGCUCGUGCAAAUGUCCAGAAAACUACCAUGGAACACGCUGUGAGAUACCAUUUCAUGAUGGCGGCAUUAGCCCAACAUCUAGUAAGAGCAAAAAGUCGGUAGAAGACAUAGGUACCACCAUUGGGAUAGUGGUGGGUAUUGUGUUAUUUAUUCUACUAGUUGCAUUACUACUUGGUUGCCUGGUACAUCGACACAUACAGAAAAGAUACGAUCCCAAAUCAAUGACCUUUGAUAAUCCUGUAUAUAAGAAAACAACUGAAUCAAACAGCUCUCUGGAUAAUAUAACGUUAUACUUCUCACGGAAUAGUAGAAGAGGACAAAGUUUACUGAGUUCCUUCAGGAACGAAGUUGAAAUGGACAGUUCUUAUGCCGUUUCAUGAGGUACCAAGUAAAUAUACUUAAUUGCAGAAGUCCCUUGUGAGCCAAACAAACUCAAAACAAUGGUUUGAUAAUAGUCUUCUAUGAGACACAAUUGUUUUGGCUUCUCAAAUUCAAUAUUUGAAUUUAGGUCUCCUGCAAAAGUAUAUGUUACUGAUCAAAACAUAAAUUCUCAAAAAGAAUAUUUGAAAAUUAUUUGCGAGAAUUUGGGUUUUGGUCAUGUAAUUCAGAUGAUAAAUUAAGUUGUUUAUAUUAAAAGUAUAUGAUAAUUGAUAUGGAAGAUAUCUUCUUGCAAGACAACAAGAUACAACAUUUUCAGAAAGAAAAUCUUKAAUAUUGAAUUUUUCAUAAAAAAUCUCUAAAAUUACUCUUGCAUUAGUAUCUAUUGAUUCAAAGUGGUCUUCAUGAAUUAUCAAGGAAUUAUUAUCUAUUAUAAUUGCUAGAGUUGAGGUMAUGGCAUGUUUGUUGUUCACUUAGAAAGGGUUUCUCACCAGCAUGCAUGCCCCAAAUAUGUCUGCCAGGCUUUUUGUUURAUUCUCWAGGGAUUGAUURAAAAUCAGCAWUUCAUCCAAAUCUUUUUWAAAAUGUCUGUAUACUGUUGUCUUGUCAUGGAGGACCCAUACCACUGUACAGAGAGUUCUAUAAUAUUAUAAAAAAUCUACGACCAAUAAUAUCAUUGACAUCCAGGUGAUGUAAACUAUGUACAAUAUGAUAUAUAUAUGCAACUAUAUAUGUAUGUUAUUUAAGGCUUAUAAGUGCAGGGUAAAAUAAUGCCGCCGCUAAAUGCCAGUAUGCACCUCGAGUUGAUAAAAUGCUGUCCAGAUUGUGUACAUAUUUGAUAGAUAAAAUGGACAAAAUGUUUUGUAUUGCUAUUUUUCUAUCCUGGAGAUAGAAAGAAUGUUUGCUGCACAACAGCUGGUCUUGUGUAGACUUGUUUUGUAUUACUGAUGAUUUUGCCAUGUGAUAUCUAUUUUUAAAAUAAAGUUUUUUAUAGUUUCAUAAGAAUAGUAAGAAAGCUCUUAAUGUAAUCUUGUCAUCCUCGUCUGGUUUUGGCAGAGGUGUAGCCCUUCCUUCCACCAUGUUUUAUCAUUGAACUAAGAKAAUCUCCAUUGUGAAGUUGUGAAUAACAGUAACAAUUCUUCUUUUUUCAAUGCUUUCAACUCCAAAAAAAAAAAUCAUUCUGCUUACUGAUUAACUGAUUAUAUCUCAAAUUCUUUGUGUAGUUUGUCUAAUAAUUUACACUACACUAUAUUUUGGCCUUUAUUAUGCUCUUUUAUGACAAAGUUUGCAUAUGAGUAUCAACUUAAGAUUAAAAAGGGUUCCAGCCAUUUCUUAAAUCUAUCACAACGUGUUAGUUAUUUAGAUUUCCAGUGGUAUUCAAUCCAAACCCACUUAAAUUUGAGAAAUCCAUCAAAAAAAUUCAAUCCAUCAAAAAAAUUUUCAAAAAAAAUCCUUGAACAUUUUACAUAAAUGUAGUUUAAGGUUAUUUGGAUAGAAAAAAUAGCAUGUGAAAAUUAAAUGGAAGAAUAUGAAUUCUCAGAGUAAUCUGCAGCCAAAAAACCUUCAUGCCAGACUGGAGGAUGAUAAUUUUCUACAGAGCGAUAGCGAUGAAUUUUGUAGCAGCUCAAACUAGUUUAUUAUAAUGCUCAAUGCGCAAUAAUGCUCCACUUUUUGUGUUASAAUCUUACCCUGCACACAUGAUUGUAAAUAAUAAUUAUUAUUAACAGUACGUUGUAACUGCAAUGCUCUUUGUCCCUUGCUGAAUUUGUAYAGAAUAUAAAUGAGUUCUACUGCAGGGAACUUGGAACAGGGCAGAGUAUUUUUGUUUUCAUGUUUUGUUUGAAAAAUAUUUUGCUCAUUUGAUGAAACAUUUAAUUCUCAUUGAAAUCCAUAUAUUUCAAAAUGGAAAUUUGGCUUUUGAUUCAUCAUAUAUCACUGAUGAAACGUGGUUAGGAGAAUUUAUCAUAGUUUACUGYGACUGAAAACCACAUUUGCAGAGUGCAAACCAGCUCUGCUUUUGAGAAAGUUGAUGUUAGUCUAUUCCACUUUGAAAUAUAAAAAUAUAUGGUUUCAACAGUGAUUGACUGUAAAUAAGUAUGUAAAUUAUUAGGUAUCUAACAUAGCUAUAUGUUGGACUUUGUCUAGCAUCAUUUGAGUAUCAUCAAAGGACAUAUUGAUUCUAUGAAAUCAGGAAUAUUUUGCUGUUAAGAUAUCUUUGUGGCAUUGAUUGAGGGCUUUAUAAGUUAUAAUGUCGCUGUACAAGUGAUCAUUAUGUUAGAAUCACUUGUUGAGUAGGGUUUAUCUUCUUUUUAUUUCAUAAUGCACUGUGUUUAUUGAUUUAGUAUUCAAACUUUUUUGUUUCUAUUUGUUAAUUAUAAAGGGAUUUUCUGUUAAACAUGGAAGAAAAGCAAGGCUAACUGUUAAUACUGUUGUUAACGUUAAACGCAUUGUUUCCCUUUGUUCCUUAACAAAUUAUACUACCUAGAUAAUCUUUUUCUUCCCUGAGUUGACAGAAAUUCAAUCUAAUCUAGAGAAUCAAUAAUUAUAUGAUUAAAGCAAUCCUGUUUUUCUUUAGUUAGUCCUUACACUUAACCCAUAUAGCUAGUAGACUUAAAGUUAGUCUCAAUUGGAGUAUUAGACUAUAACAAUCUUCAGUUAGUGUGUUACAAGUUAAGUGUAAUGACUAGUUUCUAUAUAGUAAUCAAAUGAAAAACUACUGCAGUGUUUGCAUUAGAUAUUGUUUCAUGGGUUUAUGGAUUUAGUUAUUACUUCAUAGGCAUAUGUUAAACCACACUAUUUAAUGGAUAAACUAGCAAUAUAGGAUGCUGUAUAAUUUAUCAUCCGGUCAUUCAAAGGUUUCCAAAUUUCACAAACAUUUUAAAUGACUUGAAGAUGAAUUGUGCAAAACAAUGYCUUCUAUCUCGCUGCUUUUUCUAUUGAACUGUAUUCCAUUAWAAUAAUAAUUGUAUUUAAAAGUUCUUUACUAUCCAUAUAGACUGUGUAUGAUGUGUGUAAAUACAUUGACUUUGUACAGUUUUAAAUUAAAACAGCAAAAUUAAAGAGAAAAUGGCUUCACUGUU